Neomonachus schauinslandi (Hawaiian monk seal) is the source of this 3461-nucleotide messenger RNA. RefSeq names its product multiple EGF like domains 10 (gene MEGF10). Bases 10 to 3429 code for a protein of 1139 amino acids. Lineage: Eukaryota; Metazoa; Chordata; Mammalia; Carnivora; Phocidae. Gene Ontology annotation, cellular component: membrane. Gene Ontology annotation, molecular function: protein binding. The record is from RefSeq and is a predicted model, not a curated record. The transcript has 24 exons.
CAAAAAAAAAUGGUUAUCUCUUUGAACUCAUGCCUGAGCUUUAUCUGUUUCUCAUUAUGCCUCUGGAGCAGGACAGCAUCAUCCCUGAAUCUUGAAGACCCUAAUGUGUGCAGCCACUGGGAAAGCUACUCAGUGACUGUGCAAGAGUCAUACCCACAUCCCUUCGAUCAAAUCUACUACACCAGCUGCACUGACAUUCUGAACUGGUUUAAAUGCACACGGCACAGAAUCAGUUAUCGGACAGCCUAUCGGCAUGGGGAGAAGACUAUGUAUAGACGCAAAUCCCAGUGUUGUCCUGGAUUUUAUGAAAGCAGGGAAAUGUGUGUCCCCCACUGUGCUGAUAAAUGUGUCCACGGUCGCUGCAUUGCUCCAAACACCUGUCAGUGUGAGCCUGGCUGGGGUGGGAUCAACUGCUCCAGUGCCUGUGAUGGUGACCACUGGGGACCCCACUGCAGCAGCCGAUGCCAGUGCAAAAAUGGGGCUCUGUGCAACCCCAUCACGGGGGCUUGCCACUGCGCCGCAGGCUUCCGGGGCUGGCGUUGCGAGGACCGCUGUGAGCAGGGCACCUACGGUAAUGACUGUCACCAGAGAUGCCAGUGUCAGAAUGGAGCCACCUGCGACCACAUCACGGGGGGAUGCCGCUGUCCACCAGGCUACACUGGAGCCUUCUGUGAGGAUCUUUGUCCCCCUGGCAAGCAUGGUCCACAGUGCGAGCAGAGAUGUCCCUGUCAAAAUGGAGGAGUCUGUCAUCACGUCACUGGAGAAUGCUCUUGUCCUGCCGGCUGGCUGGGCACAGUGUGUGGUCAGCCUUGCCCCGAGGGUCGCUUCGGAAAGAACUGUUCACAAGAAUGUCAGUGCCAUAAUGGAGGGACGUGUGAUGCUGCCACAGGCCAAUGUCACUGCAGUCCCGGAUACACAGGGGAACGGUGCCAGGACGAGUGUCGUGUUGGCACAUACGGAGUUCGCUGUGCUGAGACCUGCCAGUGUGUCAACGGAGGGAAAUGCUAUCACGUGAGCGGCUCAUGCCUCUGCGAAGCGGGUUUUGCUGGUGAGCACUGUGAGGCACGCCUGUGUCCAGAAGGGCUCUACGGCAUCAGAUGUGACAAGCGGUGUCCCUGCCACCUGGACAACACUCAUAGCUGUCACCCCAUGUCUGGAGAGUGUGCCUGCAAGCCGGGCUGGUCAGGACUCUACUGCAAUGAGACAUGUUCUCCUGGAUUCUUCGGGGAAGCUUGCCAGCAGAUCUGCAGCUGCCAAAACGGGGCUGACUGUGACAGUGUGACCGGGGAGUGCACCUGUGCCCCAGGAUUCAAAGGAAUUGACUGCUCUAUCCCGUGCCCGCUGGGAACCUAUGGAAUAAACUGCUCCUCUCUCUGUGGCUGUAAGAACGACGCUGUCUGCUCACCUGUAGAUGGGUCUUGUACUUGCAAGGCAGGCUGGCACGGGGUGGACUGCUCCAUCAGCUGCCCCAGCGGCACUUGGGGCUUUAGCUGUAACCUGACCUGCCAGUGUCUCAACGGGGGAGCCUGCAACACCCAGGACGGGACCUGCACGUGCGCACCCGGGUGGCGUGGGGAGAAGUGUGAGCUCCCCUGCCAGGAUGGCACGUAUGGGCUGAACUGUGCGGAGCGCUGUGACUGUAGCCACGCCGAUGGCUGUCACCCCACGACAGGCCACUGCCGCUGCCUCCCGGGAUGGUCAGGCGUCCACUGUGACAGCGUGUGUGCUGAGGGGCGCUGGGGCCCCAACUGCUCUCUGCCCUGCUACUGUAAAAACGGGGCUUCGUGCUCCCCGGACGACGGCAUCUGUGAGUGUGCGCCAGGGUUCCGAGGCACCACUUGUCAGAGAAUCUGCUCCCCUGGUUUCUAUGGGCAUCGCUGCAGCCAGACGUGCCCACAAUGUGUGCAUAGCAGUGGGCCCUGCCACCACAUCACGGGCCUGUGUGACUGCCUACCUGGCUUCACAGGUGCCCUCUGCAAUGAAGUGUGUCCCAGUGGCAGAUUUGGGAAAAACUGCGCAGGAGUUUGUACCUGUACCAACAAUGGAACCUGUAACCCCAUUGACCGAUCUUGUCAGUGUUACCCGGGUUGGAUUGGCAGUGACUGCUCUCAACCUUGUCCACCUGCGCACUGGGGCCCGAACUGCAUCCACACAUGCAACUGCCACAACGGAGCUUUCUGCAGCGCCUACGACGGGGAAUGUAAAUGCACUCCCGGCUGGACGGGGCUCUACUGCACUCAGAGAUGUCCUCUGGGGUUUUAUGGAAAGGACUGUGCGUUGAUAUGUCAGUGUCAAAAUGGAGCUGACUGUGACCACAUCUCGGGACAGUGCACCUGCCGCACAGGCUUCAUGGGGAAGCACUGCGAACAGAAGUGCCCUGCAGGAACGUAUGGCUACGGCUGUCGCCAGAUAUGUGACUGUCUGAACAACUCCACCUGUGACCACAUCACCGGCACCUGUUACUGCAGCCCAGGCUGGAAGGGGGCACGAUGCGAUCAAGCCAGUGUCAUCAUAGUUGGAAAUCUGAACAGCUUAAGCAGGACCAGUACAGCUCUCCCGGCUGAUUCCUACCAGAUCGGUGCGAUCGUGGGCAUCAUCAUUCUUGUGCUUGUGGUUCUCUUCCUGCUGGCCUUGUUCAUUAUUUAUAGACAAAAGCAGAAGGGAAAGGAAUCGAGCAUGCCAGCAGUAACCUACACCCCUGCUCUGAGGGUCAUGAAUGCAGACUAUGCCAUUUCAGAAACCCUUCCCCACAGCAACGGGGGAAGUGCGAACAGCCAUUACUUCACCAACCCCAGUUACCACACGCUUACCCAGUGCGCCACAUCCCCUCAUGUCAACAACAGGGACAGGAUGACCAUCGCCAAGUCGAAGAACAAUCAGCUGUUUGUGAAUCUGAAAAAUGUGAAUCCUGGGAAGAGAGGACAAGUGGCGGACUGCACGGGAACGCUGCCGGCAGACUGGAAACAUGGUGGCUACCUCAAUGAGCUUGGAGCUUUUGGACUUGACAGAAGUUAUAUGGGAAAAUCCUUGAAAGAUUUGGGCAAGAAUUCUGAAUAUAAUUCAAGUAACUGCUCCCUAAGCAGUUCUGAAAAUCCAUAUGCCACUAUUAAAGACCCACCUGUACUUAUCCCGAAAAACUCAGAGUGUGGCUAUGUGGAGAUGAAGUCGCCAGCACGGAGAGAUUCCCCCUAUGCAGAGAUCAAUAACUCAACUUCAGCCAACAAGAAUGUCUAUGAAGUUGAACCUACAGUGAGUGUUGUCCAAGGAAUAUUCAGCAAUAAUGGGCAUCUCACCCAGGAUCCAUACGACCUCCCAAAGAACAGUCACAUCCCUUGCCAUUAUGACCUGCUGCCAGUCCGAGACAGUUCCUCCUCCCCCAAGCGAGAGGACAGUGGCAGCAGCAGCAGCAGCAGCAGCAGCAGCGAAUGACACCAAAGGACGGCUCGGUAGCCGCUGGAACA